Messenger RNA from Closterium sp. NIES-67, 8109 nucleotides. The record is from the annotation of a GenBank genome assembly. NCBI's taxonomy places the organism in Eukaryota, Viridiplantae, Streptophyta, Zygnematophyceae, Desmidiales, Closteriaceae.
CGUUCAGUCUUGACUCAAACCUGCUAGCUUCGUGAAACCUAAUCUCCGUCUUUAAUCUCCUCGCCUAAGCCUGCCUAUUUUUUUGCCAGAGCAAGCUUGCGUUGUUUUAGUUCUUAGAGAACCCAAUUUUGUAGUGUUUUAUUUGAGUAGAUUCGCCAUGGAUUUCUCAGACGACACGGAUUACACGUGUCCCUUGUGUAUGGAGGAGAUGGAUUCGACAGACAGGAAGUUCCAGCCGUGCCAGUGCGGCUAUCAGAUUUGUCUGUGGUGCUGGCACCACAUCAUGGAGAUGGCCAAUAAGGACCAUCUAGAACCUCGCUGUCCAGCCUGCCGGUCGCCCUACAGCAAAGACAAGGUCGCUUCCAACGGUCCCGAUCUCGACGAUUUCACGGAGUCGGAGAAACGAUCCAAGACGAAAUCCCGGCCGAGGAGCGCGUACGCGACGGCGGAGGGGCGGCGGCAUCUGAGCAACGUGCGCGUGGUUCAGAAGAACCUCGUCUACGUCGUCGGGAUUCCGCUCUCCGUCGCCGACGAAGAGACUCUCGAGCGGCGUGACUACUUCGGCCAGUACGGCAAGGUCGUCAAAGUGGCCGUCUCUCGCUCGAACUCCUCUUUCGGCGGCUCCAUCCAUCCUCCCUCCGCUAACGUGUACGUGACGUAUCUGAGGGAGGAGGACGCUCUUCGCUGCAUCCAGGCCGUUGACGGAUGCCUCUUCGAGAAUCGAACUCUGAGGGCGUGUUUUGGCACUACCAAAUACUGCAACGCCUGGCUGAAGAAUCUGAUCUGCAACAACCCGGAUUGUUUGUACCUCCACGAGUUUGGGACGCAAGAAGACAGUUACACUAAGGAGGAGAUGGUGCAGAGGCAUGGGAUCAGCAAGCACCCCCCUCCGUACUUCGACCCGUCGCAUGCUGUCAAUCGCCGUGCCGCCAACGGGCUGCCGCCGUCGCUUGACACGCAGUUGGAGAAGAGCUCGGCUGUGCCGUCAGCGAGCCACCCGGCGACGACAGCCAAGGUGUUCACGCUGGGCCCGUCAACGGCGCCCAAGACUGGAGGCCUGCUCCCCGCAGCCGCCUCGUGGGGCUCGAGGGCCGGAAAAGUCGUCCUUUCCGCGUCAAAACCGGCUACCACCAGCACAGUUUCGCCAGCGAUAUCCGUCCCAGCAGCGAAACCCAUCCCUGCAUCCACGCCCACGACAUCCUCGUCAUGGUCCUCAUCCAACGGCCCACAAUUGUUCAAACCAUCCGCAGCGGUGCUCAGUGGCCGGGUAAUCCACGCCAGCGCGCACUCCCCUCCAGUGAUCUCACAUGUGAACGCCGCGCAGAGCGCAGCGGGCGCGGGGAUAGGGUUUGGGUCGUUGCAGGAUAAGCAGGCGCAUCGCAAGUCGCCGCCCAGCCUGCUGUCGCAAGCGGCGCCUGUGCGAUCCGCAGCGUCCACCACCGUGGGUUUCCAGCCCUCGGGAGCGUCGAAUUCCGCCGCCUCAGUCGCCAGAACAGCAGCAACGGCAGCCCUCGCCUCGGGGCCUGCAAGAGCGUCGUCCGCAGCAGUAGCAGCAGGAGCACCUGGAGCUAGUUUAGGCGGUUCGCAGCAGAGAGUAGCAGCUGGUGUCGCUGCAGCCGGUGCGGCCGGUUCGUUAGGCUCCGCAGCUGGUGGUUCGGGUGCAUCGGGUAGCGCACGGGGUAAAGCUCAAUCGCCGUCGAAGCAGAGGUCCCGGUUGGUGGUGCUGGGGCACGCGGCCCAGGCGAAGACUUCGUCGCUAGGCAGGGAAUCACCCACUCCCGCGCAGCUCGCGUCAGGUACCGCAUCAGGUGGUUCGUCAGGUGGGUUAGCAGGUGAGCACGACUACGCGUCUGCUGUGGCAGGUCGGGCUGCUGGUGGCGGGGCAACAGCAACGAGCAGCAGCGGAUCGAAGAAGGGUUUGAACGGGAUGCAUGCUCAUAAAGCGUCGCGGUCUGAGGAUAUGGAAGGGGUGGAGUGCGGUGAUGCCAGCACGAGCUCUAGUGCUGCCAGCGGCAGUAGGAAAGGGGCGAAGGAGGGGGGCAGCGAGAAGAGUGGGAAGGAAGGGAAAGGUAGAAAGGGUGCGAAAGACGAGGCGUGUAGAAAUAGCGAGACAGUCAAAAACGAGGAAUCGAAGAAGCGGGUUUCGAUGGAAGACUGCGUGGAGGGCCGGGAAGGAGAGAAGGAGAACACGGGGGCGCCGAGAGCAGGAGGCAAGGGCCAUGCGCAGCAGGCAGAGGGUGGUGAGAGUGGCGCAGGGAAGGGCGGUGGCGGGAAGAAAGGCAAGAAGAAGAAGGGUGAGAGCGGAGUAGUGCGAGUGAUGGUUGAGGCGGACGAUUCGCGGAGCUGGGAGGAGCUGCAUGGGGUGGAGGACGAGGAGGAGAAGCGGACGCAGGAGGAGAAGCGGAUGCAGGAGGUGGGUCAGGAGCGGGUCGAGAGGAAAGAGGGUGCGCAGGCAAGUGCGCAGGGUAGUUUACAGACGAGUUUGCAGGCAGCUUUGCAGAUUAGGGCGCUGGCGUUUGAUCCCAUGCGGCUGGAUGCUCUGAAAAGGUCAGCGAAAGCCGGUGAUGGCAGUGCAGGAGAGAAGGGAUCGGACAGGGGGAAAGAAGGCUGUGAGGGGGAUAAGGCGAAGGGGCGGAGUGACGCGGAUACUAGGGCGGGGAAGGAAGAAGAGAAGACAAAGGCGAAAGUGGGUGGCCGUAGUGAAGGCGAGAAGAAGGGUAAGAAUAGAGGGCAGGCGGAGGGAGAUAAGAAGAAGUCAAAGGGGGCAGCAGCGAAGGAACCUGAUAAGGAUAAGUCGAAGGGGAGGGCUGAAAGGGUGGAGAAGCGUGAAGCAGCCUCGUCCAAACGUUCAAAGGCGGAGAGCAAGAAGAAAGACGAGGUUACUCAGAGCUCCACUCUAAGUCAAGAGCUGCAAACAGAUGUAAUCAGCGCAGCCAUGGAGGAAGAUAGACAGGAAGAGACGCAGGAGUCAGGGAGUGAGUCUGCUAAUAUGGAUCUAGAUGCGGAGCCAGAGGCAUCAACAGGGGCAGGCGAGGGUGAGGGGUUGAAGGAGGAGGGAGGGGUAGAGGAGGAGUGUCUUCCAGACGAGGAUGAGCUCUCAGUGCUGAUUGCUGGCGACAUGGUGGCAUCAGCAUCGGCUAUCCAGCUGCCAGAAGAUAGCGAGGGCGCAGAGAGUGCUGCUGAGGGGGAGCCGGAUCAAGCCAAGCGGGCUUCUGUGGGUGGUUCUGCUGGUGGGGCAGUUGCCAUGGGAGAGCAGGCGGGCAAGUCCAUAGAUGCGCCCAAGGGCAUGAACGGGAGCAUACUGCCGGCAAGACACGGUGCUCUAGUCGAAGCUGCAGCGCCAACGAGAGGCGAGGGGCGCGGGGAAGGGCAGCGGAACGAGUCAAAGGGGCGGAACGAGUCAAAGGGGGAGGGGCAGCGGAACGAGUCGAAUGGGGAGGGGCAGCGGAACGAGUCGAAUGGGGAGGGGCAGCGGAACGAGUUUCAUGUGAUUGCGGACAUUCUCGACAUGGACGCGGACGAGUGGGGCACAGGGGCCUUUGGCUCCUCUGGGGCGCUGUCUAAGCUGCUGCGAGGGAGCUUCAAGGACCCCCUGCCAGCACCAGAGGCAGGAACAGGGGCAGGAACAGGAGCAGGAGCAGGGGCAGGAACACGGGCAGGAACAGGGGCAGGAGCAGGGGCUGGAGUAGGGGGAGCAGGGGCAGGGGCAAGAGUGGUAUCAGGAGAAGAGGGUGAAGGGAAGGAUAGUGCUGCUGCCGCAACCCCGGAAGCAGUGGAAGCAGCACCAGCACCGGCACCAGCACCAGCACCUGCACCUGCACCAGCACCUGCACCUGCCAUCCCCCCGUCCCUCUCGCGGAGAUCUCGCUUCCGCUUUGCUCAGGAGGAAACUGGUGGAGGUUCAUCUGCGGAGGGCGCAGCAGGGGGAGCAGGUGAUGGCAGUGGGCAGGGGGAUGGGCUUCACGGGUCCCUGUUUGGCUCCCUUGGCUUCGGCUUGGGACUUGGCAGCGGUGGGGCUGACAGUGGCGCCAGCAGCGCGAGAGCUGCCUCUGCUGCCAGUACUAUCAGUGGUGGUGGGAGUGAGAGAAACGCAGCUUAUGACUCGCCCGGUGGCAGCAGCUUUGGGAGCAGGGACGUGGGUUCCAAGGGUGACUCUGAUACCCUGCAGCAGCAGCAGCAGCAGCAGCAGCAGCAGGUGUGGAAGCCAGAAGCCUCUGUGGGGCCAGUCCGGUUGUCCUCUUCCGAAGCACCACCAGACAGUUCUAGCCCUGGCAUGAGCUCAUCCCAGCCGUUCGAUGCCGCUGCAUCUGACGUGCCUCAGGGUUCGCAGCCCUCCACCCUCACUUCCUCGCGAAGCUUCAGUCUCAGGGCGGGGGCCACUUCAGUGUCAACACUGGCGCCCCCGCCUGGCUUUGCCAAGAGGCCUGACUCGGUUCCUCCUGGCUUUGGCCGCACGUCCCCAGCACUACCAGGCGGCGCCAUGCAACCCCCGCCAGGCUUUGGCCCUCUCCCUGCCAAGACCUCUCCCGCACCGGCAUCAGCAGUGCUGCCAGCAGAGCAGCCUGGGCAGUCGUCAGGCUCGGAGUCAACCCUAGAAGCUGCUACAGCAGCCUCAGGCCGCGCAUCCCCUGCAGUGAUCUCACAGCACCCAACACUCGCCAACUCCACCCAACACAUGGCCGUCACGUCAACCCCGUCCCCUGACCCAUCAAGGGAGAACAGGGGCGAGAAUUUGAGCUUGGGUGGGGAAGCGGGUGGGGAAGCAGCAGGCAUGGAGGCUGGAGCCAGUGAGAUGGGGCCCAUGGCAGAGCUACUCAUGCGGAUAGGCGUCACAGUGAACCCAGGUGCAGGGGUGAACGGCGCAGCUGUGAAACCAGGCGUGGGAGCAGAUGCAAGCAUGGGUACAGCGCUGGAUCCAGGUGCUUCUGCAGCAGUCGAAGGAACAGGCAUCUCAGUCUUUGCUUCGAGGAAUGGUUUGCCGCCGAUUAGGGAGCGGGAGGCAGCAGAUGCAGUCGACUCGCCUGUGGAUGGCAGGGAGGGGCGUGGCUUGGCUGGCCCACAGAACGGGCUUUCCUCUCUCUUUCCUGGCUUGGGUGGAGUGCCCGAAGCAGGGGGUGCUGAAGCAGAAGUGGCUAGCUCGCUUGACUUGGAGUUUGUGGAUCCAGCGAUCAUGGCAGUGGGGAGGGAUGCCCUGCUGCGCGAUGCUGGCUCAUCCUCGCUGGGAGGGGUGCGCGUGUCCAAUGCUGCUUCUUCCCAGGACAGGAACGUGCUCAGCUCGCUUUUCAUGGGAGCCGCUGCUAGCCUAUGCAGGCCCGCAGAGGGGAUUGGGCUAGGCGUGGGAAGCAGUGUUGGCAGCGGCAUUGGCAACCGGAGUCCGGCCCCUGCCAUGGACAACGCUGAUGCGUCCUCCCACUUGGUGAAUAUUCUGAAAGGGCUGUCUCUGGGGGCCCAGCAGCAGCAGCAGCAGCAGCAACAGCAGCAGUCGGUACAUCCCUUUGCACUGUCAAAAAGUUAUAUAGAGCCGCAGUUGAUGCAGCCCCAGGCGCAGCAGCAGCACUAUCAUCAGCACCAGCAGUAUCAGCAGCAGCAGCAGCAGCUGGGUCUGGGCUCAGGGCCCGUGCAGCAGCAGCCUUUCUCCGGGGGUCCACCCCUCCAUUUCUCCUCCCUGGCCUUGCACUCGCCCUCGCCCAAUCCCCUCUCUUCUGGAGACCCUCACCCUUCAGCUGGCAUAAGAGCCCCCCUGGGCGAUGGGCCCUUUAUGAACGGCCCAGGAGCUUCCACGCAGCCACGGCUGUACCCUGGUCUGUCCGCCUUUGACCAUCCUCUCUCACAGCACCCACACUCCUCCCCUUCCACCGGACCCCCCUCGGACCACUUACGGCAGGAAUCGGAUUCUCUGCGGGCCUUCCUGGGCGCACCCAACGGCCCGUCCGCUGCUUCGAAGGGAAUGCUUUUCAGCACCUCGGGAGCUCCAGACGACAGUUCAGGGUUAGGGUUAGGGUUAGGGUUAGGGACCGCGGCAGGCCUGCACCCAUCCAGCAACCUACCCUCCCUGGCUGGCCAGCCCCAGGAGUCUCGCCCUUUUGCUGACCCUUCAUCUGCCCUGGACCCUGCACGCAUGGGUGGCGGCUCAGGCCUAGGGUUCUCAGCACAGGCAGCAGGAGGAACAGGCUGGUCUGCUGUCCCGUCUGGCAGGGUGGGGGGCGGCAGGGUGGGGCUGGAUCUGGGAGGUAUGGCAGGGAAAGGAUCGGGCUUGCCUUCGUUUGGCGGCCUGUCUGGUCUGUCGGGGCUCUCUCGCAUGGUGCCCACCGUGCCAAACGCCACGGGGCAGGGCUCGCAUGUGCCCUUCACUGGCCUGCCCCCUGGGCUCGGUUCCACCAGGGCGGGAUCAGGGUUUCUGUCAGGUGGAAGUGGUGGGUGGAGUGGUGGAGAGCGGUUACCGGGUGUUAGCUUGGCUGGUUUUGGGUUGAGAGAGCAGCAGCAGACGCAGCGGAUGGUGGGGGGGAGUGGUUUUAGGGACAUGGGGCAAGGGGAUGGGGCCUCUGCUCAUUUGAUGUCCUUCCACCAGCAGCAGCAGCAGCAGCAGCAGCAGCAGCAGCAGCAGCAGCAGCAGCAGCAGCAGCAGCAGCAGCAGCAGCAGCAACAGCAACAGCAACAGCAACAGCAACAUCAACAACACCAGCACCAGCACCAGCAGCAGAACCUCCAGCAGCAGCAGCAGCAGCAACUGCUCUUGCACAUGCAGCAACCGCAACAGCACCAUUUGCAUCAGGCGCACAUGCAUGCACUGCCACAGAACCACACAUCCCCUUCACCCCAGCAGCAGCAGCACUUCCCUCCCCGUCUCAACCAGCCCCCGCCCCUAGACCUCUGGCAGACAACUCUAGGCGGCUCGGCUUUUCCCCAGAAUGCAGGCCUGGAGCAGGGCGCCCCAGGAGGGCGUAGGAGCGGCCUGGGAAUGGGGCAGACGGGGUCGGCAGUGGGCCCGGGUGGGGUGGGGGCAUCAGGGUUGGGGGAAUCGCGGCAUGCUCGGCUGGGGUUUGCGCUGCUGCCGGCAGGGGAGGGCGAACAGCAGGCCAGUGGAGGUUGGGCGGGGCAUGACAAGCGCAGCUUCCUCGGGCAGGGCAUGAAUGGCACGCCUUGGUGACAGUGGUGACAGUGGUGAGAGUGGUGACAGUGGUGAGAGUGGUGACAGUGGUGACAGUGGUGACAGUGGUGACAGUGGUGACAGUGGUGAGAGUGGUGACAGUGGUGACAGUGGUGACAGUGGUGACAGUGGUGACAGUGGUGACAGUGGUGACAGUGGUGACAGUGGUGACAGUGGUGACAGUGGUGACAGUGGUGACAGUGGUGGCAGUGGUGACAGUGGUGACAGUGGUGACAGUGGUGGCAGUGGUGACAGUGGUGACAGUGGUGGCAGUGCUGACAGUGCUGACAGUGGUGACAGUGGUGGCGCGCCUUGGUGACACUGGUGUGUCGAUGUUCCUCAGCAUAACUGCGCGCAGGAUCGCAAACGCUAGUACCAUAUUGUGGUUAUGUGCACCAUCUAGGCCUUUGCUUUGCAGGCCCUGUUGAAAGUACAUCAAAAGACUUGAGCGUUUCUGAAGUGUAACACUACACUCGAGGAAGAUUGCAAACGGUACGCGAGUCAACGGAGGUUACACGAGGGGGCGGACAAAGAACACGAAGGGUUUGGGACUCAAAGGGUCGCAACUGGAGGUUGCGACUGACCGUUACAACAGCACGGAUGGUAACCGAAGCGACAAUCGAGUCGCUGUACGACUCGAUAAACCGCUACUGCAACUGUACUCUACAACUGUUCCUUAUCUUCUAUAUAUUGCUUGUAACACUACACUCGAGGAAGAUUGCAAACGGUACGCGAGUCAACGGAGGUUACACGAGGGGGCGGACAAAGAACACGAAGGGUUUGGGACUCAAAGGGUCGCAACUGGAGGUUGCGACUGACCGUUACAACAGCACGGAUGGUAACCGAAGCGACAAUCGAGUCGCUGUACGACUCGAUAAACCGCUACUGCAACUGUACUCUACAACUGUUCCUUAUCUUCUAUAUAUUGCUGUAUGUUUGCCUUUUUUAUUAAUCACUUGUUC